CAAGAACCGGGCUUUGAGAUGACCGUCGCUUUUGGACAACGGAAGCUGGUGUAUAAAUACUCUCGCCACGCACGUCUUGUGUCCUUCUGUCAACCUGGGUCUCCCUAUUCUUACCCAGAUCCAUAUUCUGCGCAGACUUGACGCCAAAAUGCCUUGCAACAACAGUCCUGCCAGCUUCAACCCCGAAACUGACAUUCCUCCACUGGAUGGCAGAGUGAUCCUCAUUACAGGAGGCACCCAUGGUCUGGGCAAACAGUCUGUCCUCGAGUUUGCUCGACACAAUCCUCGCGAGAUCUGGCUCGCAGCCCGUAACGAGGUCCAGGCCAGAACUGUCGCCAACGAGAUAGCGCAGACUGUUCCCGGGGCGACUAUUCGUAUCCUCGAAUUAGAUCUCACUUCAUUUUCAUCGGUCGAGAAGGCAGCGAAGACAUUCCUGUCGGCCUGUGACCGGCUGGACAUUCUCAUGCUCAACGCCGGCAUCAUGGCCGUGCCACCCGGAACAACCAACGAAGGCUACGAGAUCCAGUUUGGCACCAACCACAUGGGCCAUGCGCUUCUGACCAAGCUGUUGUUGCCAAUCCUCGAUAACACCAUCAACACCACCCCCAGCGCAGACGUGCGCGUCGUCUCGGUUUCGUCCAAUGGGCACCGUUACCUUCGGCGGGGAGGCUUCCGCUUCGACUCCCUCACCACCACGGCGGAUGACAUGGGUGCCUAUGAACGGUACUAUCAAAGCAAGCUAGCGAAUGUGCUGUGGGUGAAACAAAUGGCGGUACUGUAUCCGCAGUUUCGGGUUGCGGCUGUUCACCCGGGCGUUGUGCAGACCCAUCUGGCGGCUGGAGCGACAGCCUCUCCCAUCAUGCUACGGGCGUUCGCGAAGGUCGCAUACAAGCUGUUUAGACCAGUGGAGGAGGGGGUCCGAAAUCAACUCUGGGCCUCUGUCGCACGGGACGUCCAUAGUGGGGAGUACUAUGAGCCCGUUGGUGUGGGAGGUCGGACUAGUGAAGACGGAAAGGACAGGAAGCUGGCACAAGAGCUGUGGGAAUGGACGGAGAGCGAACUGAACAGGUAUCUUGCUAGGUCCGUUCAGUGAAUAGUAGGCUUUGACAAUGGCUGUUUUCCUGUCUACGGCUGAUUGCAUGUUUCGUGUUGAGAGGGUUUAUGUGCUGUUUUGUGUUCAACAAUUUUCACUAAGGUAAUUUAUCAGCCAGCAUCAGGGGUUUGUAGCGCGAUGGAAAUACGAGCCCAGUAAUGGGUUGGUAUAUCUGGUUGGGAUGUUAAAGCAUAUAAUUAUGAUAUAAUUAUCAACAAUAUCAUGUAGUUAAUCAUCUGCACUGACUGGAGACUAUUGCA
This is a messenger RNA of Aspergillus melleus, 1353 nucleotides long. RefSeq lists its product as uncharacterized. The transcript has a single exon. The record is from RefSeq and is a predicted model, not a curated record. Bases 149 to 1093 code for a protein of 314 amino acids. NCBI's taxonomy places the organism in Eukaryota, Fungi, Ascomycota, Eurotiomycetes, Eurotiales, Aspergillaceae.